This is a messenger RNA of Vicia faba (fava bean), 1728 nucleotides long. The record is from the annotation of a GenBank genome assembly. Lineage: Eukaryota; Viridiplantae; Streptophyta; Magnoliopsida; Fabales; Fabaceae.
AUGAGGAAAGAAGUAGAGAAAGUUGACUUUGAAAAAGUGAUUGAAGAAUUUGAGAUGAUAACAAAAGAUGCUGAGAAUGUUCAAAAGGAAACACUGAGAAAGAUUUUGGAAGAAAAUGCAUCAACUGAAUAUUUGCAAAAUUUAGGACUUAAUGGAAGAACCGACCCCGAAAGUUUCAAGGCUUGUGUUCCAUUGGUGACAUACAAAGAUUUAGAGCCUUAUAUCCAAAGAAUGGUUGAUGGUGAUGUUUCUCCUAUUCUCACUAGAAAACCAAUCACAGUUGUAUCCGUAAGUUCCGGCACUAGUCAAGGGAAUCGGAAAUUUAUUCCAUGGAAUGAUGAAAUGUUUAAAACUACAAUGCAAAUAUAUCAAACCUCUUAUGCUUUUAGGAACAGAGAUUUUCCUAUCCAAGAUGGAAAGGAUAUGAACUUUAUCUAUGGCAACAACGCACCACCAAAAAAAGGGGGCAUGACACUAGGAUCAGCCACAUCAAAUGUGUAUGGAAAUCCAGGAUACAAGAAAGCAAUGCAAGCAAUGAAAUCUCCAAGCUGCAGUCCAGAUGAUGUAAUUUUCAGUCCUGAUUUUCAGCAAUCACUCUACUGCCACAUCUUAUGUGGACUAGUUUUCAGAGAAGAAGUUCAAUCAAUUUCAUCAACAUUUGCACACAGUAUUAUCUAUGCUUUCAGAGCAUUUGAAAAAGAUUGGGAAGAACUUGUUAAUGAUAUCAAAAAAGGCGUUCUUAGCAACAAAAUCACUGUUCCAUCCAUUAGAAUCGCUAUGUCGAAAUUGCUGAAACCAAAUCCUGAACUAGCUAACUUGAUCCACAAGAAAUGCACAGGAUUAGGCAACUGGUAUGGAUUGAUACCAGAGCUUUUUCCUAAUGUUAAGUAUAUUCAAGGAAUCAUGACAGGUGCAAUGGAGCCUUAUUUGAAAAAGUUGAGACACUAUGCUGGAGAAGUUCCUUUAUUGACUUCUGAGUAUGGUUCUUCUGAAGGAUGGAUUGGUUCAAACGUGAAUCCUAAAGCAGCUCCUGAAUUUGCUACUUAUGUUGUUCUUCCUCAAAUUGCAUACUUUGAAUUCAUUCCAUUGGCACAACUUGAUGGAAAUCAAGUAGAACUUAAGGCAAUUGGCUUAACUGAUGUGAAGAUUGGUGAGGAGUAUGAGAUUGUUUUCACCAAUCCUGCAGGUUUAUACAGGUAUAGGCUAGGAGAUGUAGUAAAGGUUAUGAGGUUCCAUAACUCAACUCCAGAAAUCAAGUAUAUGCGCAGGAGUGGUCUUUUGCUUACAAUAACCACUGACAAGCAUAGUGAGACUGAUUUACAAUUGUCAGUAGAAAAUGCAUCCAAGUUUUUAGCUGAGGAGGAAAUAGAGGUGAUUGACUACACUAGCUACAUAGAUUUAUCCACAGAACCAGGACACUAUGUUAUCUUCUGGGAAAUUAGUGGUGAAACAAGUGAUCAACUGCUUGCUGAGUGUUGCAAUUGUUUGGACAAGUCUUUUAUUGAUCCAGCUUAUAUGUUUUAUAGAAAUUGCAAAGGUAUUGGUGCUCUUGAACUCCGAGUUGUUGGAAAAGGAACAUUCCAGAAGAUUCUUGAGAGCCAAGUUCAAAGAGGUGUACCUGUGAGUCAGUUCAAGACACCUAGGUGUGUUGGUCCUACAAACAUCACAAUGUUGCAAAUUUUGUUGGAAAAUGUUGUCAACAGAUAUGUUAGUACUGCUUACAAUUGA